Molecule: messenger RNA, 1527 nt
Organism: Alnus glutinosa
Lineage: Eukaryota; Viridiplantae; Streptophyta; Magnoliopsida; Fagales; Betulaceae
Product: cyclin-dependent protein kinase inhibitor SMR9-like
Exons: 1
Coding region: 666-1055 (129 amino acids)
Biological process (GO): regulation of DNA endoreduplication
Source: RefSeq, a predicted model, not a curated record
UAGGGCAACGGGCAAACCUGCCCAGAUUAUCCCCUUCAAACAUAAUUAUAUAAGGCCUAAACCAGCACUUAAGUUUGAAAUCUCUCUCUCUCUCUUCCCCUCGCCCUCUAGGGUUUACUUAGGGUUUCUCUGGCCUUACUCAAUGCCUCAGAGGUUACUUAGGCUAUAGGUAAAUUUUUCUCUUCCUUAACCUCUAGGCCGGGUUUCUUAAAGUUGCUGUUAUUCAUGGUUUUAUCAAGGUUUAGGGUAGAGUUUUGAUAAUCUUAGGUUACAAGAUUAUGUGUGUGCUCACAAAAGUUUCUGGGUAAUUAAUCUCCUCCUAGAAAACCUCAUUUCUGGCUUUGGGAAUUCAAAAGUACAAUCUCUAUAUUUAGUGGGUUUUUUUUUUCUUCCUCAAGCAGUACUUUUGAGCUUGAAAGUGUUUCUGUUUCGAGAGGGUGGUAAGGUGGUUACUACACUUUCUUUUUAGUUUUUACAACUUUUCAGUCAAAUUUAGUAGCUUUAAAGUAUCCCAGUAGGGUUUUCUAGUGGUAGUUUUUUUUUUUUUGUGUUUUAGCAAUCUUCCUUGUAAACUUUACUCCUGCCAGAUUCAGUAAACUCUGAUAAUUUGUACUUCACUUCUAUCCAACUAAAUCUAGCAGAAGAGCGUUAUCAUCCAGUUUCAAAUGGCUCCAUCUGGUAGAAUAAGAAGUACUAGAAAGCAGCCAAGAAGAUCAAACCAUUUCAAGAAGCGGCUUCCACACUCCAAGAACAAUCAAGAAGCAAUAUCAAGGAAUUUGCCUUCUUCUAACUCUUCUUCCACCUCCACCUCCACCUCUGGUGAUUUUUCAAAGAUAGGUGACAUAGAUUUUGAGGGUGUUGAAAUCCCUUCAAGCGGCUGCUGCACACCAAAAGCUCAGAGAUUCCGAAUACCCGAGAUUUCGACAUGCCCGCCUGCCCCAAAGAAGCAAAAACUAGUUUCAAAUUGCUCGUUGGAAAGAUCUCCGAUUGCAUUCUUUGCUCCUCCAGACUUAGAGCUCUUCUUCUUCUUUGCACUUCGAGAUAUUUCGGUUUGACAUAUAUAUAUGUGUGUGUUUAUAGAGUCGUAUGAAGAUCAUUUCACCAAUUUAACUAGGAGAUGAUCUUUAUAUAUAUAGGAAGUUCUUUUAGCUUAGUUUGUGUUUUUCCGUCUUCAUGAGAAUUUGGGAUUUUGAUUGGGUGAUCUUUGGAAGCAGUUGUUAGCUUUGUUUCCCCUUUAAUUUGCUACUGUUUUCAAAUUUCUGGGCAUAUUAAUCACUAAAUUUAGCUGGUGUUCAUCUCCAACUAAAUUUAGCCUCUAUACCUACUUUCCCUUUUAUUAUGUAUUGCUGACCCUCUAGAGUUUGGUGAGUGCAGUGUAAUGGGUGGGAUUUCAGGUUUGUGAGUGUUUUUAGCUUGCAAUUAUAUCAGCUUUUGUGUGUUAUAAGUCAACCUGAAUUAGUAAAGCCAUAGACUUCUUUCUGUGUGUAAACACUUCUUUAUAUAUAUUAUCAUUCUGUCUUCUUAUUA